Molecule: messenger RNA, 5025 nt
Organism: Musa acuminata AAA Group (dessert banana)
Lineage: Eukaryota; Viridiplantae; Streptophyta; Magnoliopsida; Zingiberales; Musaceae
Product: putative disease resistance RPP13-like protein 1
Exons: 2
Coding region: 131-3358 (1075 amino acids)
Biological process (GO): defense response to other organism
Molecular function (GO): ADP binding
Source: RefSeq, a predicted model, not a curated record
GAUGCCGCCAACCGCCCUUUCGAAGGCUUCUUCUCGAGGAGGAGAAGUCGUUGCAGCUGAAAAUAUCCAUCUACUUUGAGAAUCCUCUAACCUUUGUGCUUGGAGAAAGAAGGAUCAGCCCUGCACUGCGAUGUCGUCAUGGAUACUAGCAGGCUUGGGAUCGUUCGGAUCGUCCUGCAUCGAGAGCUUGAUAGGUAAGAUCACCAACUGUUUGAUCGAAAGAGUUUCGGAGGAUCCCGGAGUCGCUGACCUCCACAAGCUGAGGAACACUCUUUCAGAGACUGAGCGCAUCAUCGGCACAGUCGAGAACAGGUGGAUUAAAGAUGAAGGCACGAAAAAGCGAUUGAAGGAAUUGCUGAUGAAACUGAAGGACACUGUUUAUGACGCUGACGACUUGCUUGAUGAGAUCCAGUUCAGGGUUCUGAAGCAACAGAUCGAGCAACAAGGAGCUCAGGGGCAUGAGGCAAGUAACCAAUCAUCUUCUUCUUCUGAUCUCCCUUCGAGUAAAAAAAGAAAAAUUUCUGAACGUGUCAGUCGCUUCUUCGGUAGAGAAUAUGAUGUGAUUAGAGUGAGGAAAAUUCAGAUGAAGUUAGAUAAAUAUACUACUGAGAUCAAGCAUUUCAUUGAUAAAUUAGAUGAUGAUGAGAAACAGAUGAUAACGUCAGUAGUGCCUCGAACCACCACUUCCUUUCCGAUAGAAACUCAAGUAUUCGGACGAGACGAACAGCUGAAUCAACUUCUGGAACAGUUGAUGAAAUCUGCCGAUGGAUCCGGAUCCAGCAACAGUAGCAUCUCUACCUUGACUAUUGUUGGGAUCGGCGGGGUCGGAAAGACUACUCUUGCUCAGCAAGCCUACAACCACGAGAGGGUGAAGGACUAUUUUCAUCAUAAGGUCUGGCUCUGUGUAUCCGACAACUUCAACGUGGAGAGGCUUACCAAAGAGAUCAUAGAAUACAUAACCGAGAAAAAGUGUGAUGUCAGCAACCUUGAUAAACUUCAAAAGGUUCUUAAGAAGAAGUUGACCUCAAAAAGGUUCCUGCUUGUCCUCGACGAUGUGUGGAACGAGGACAGCCUGAAAUGGAAAAGAUUUUGUGCACCAUUGAGGCACGGAGAACCAGGAAGCAAGAUUUUGGUUACAACUCGCUCUAAAAAGAUUGCAGACAUGGUUGGCAAUCCGUUCCCUCUAGAUGUUCUGGAUGACGCCAGCUAUUGGGAAUUUUUCAAGCAAUGUGCAUUUGGUUCCAAAUACGACGGUGAAUAUCCACAGCUAGAAACCAUAGCAGAGAAUAUCGUUUACAGGUUGAAUGGGUUGCCACUUGCGGCGAUAACGGUAGGCGGGUUGUUGAAGGCGCAGAUGAAUGAGAAGCACUGGAGAAACAUCGCAGGGAGUGAAAUCUGGCAACUACAGCAAGACGAAGAGGGUGUCCUGCCAGUCCUACAAUUGAGCUAUCAAUGUCUUCCCUCACACCUUAAGCGGUGUUUUGUUUUCUGUUCCCUCUUCCUCAAAGAUCAUCCGUUUGAUGAACGAGACUUGAUCCGACUUUGGAUGGCAGAAGGCUACGUUGCUCAAGACAACAAUAUGACGAUGGAGGAUACAGGAAGCCGCUACUUCCUCGACUUAGUGAACAGGUCUUUCUUUCAAGAAGCUCAUUGGGGAUCGGCAUAUGUGAUGCAUGAUCUCAUACAUGAUCUUGCUCAAUUUAUUUCAGAGGGGGAGUUUUGCGGGAUCGAUGAUGAUGAGUGGAAAGAGAUCCCUAAUACGACUCGUCAUCUGUCAGUAACAGUAAUCGAUGAAACUAAGUUACCGGAGUUUUACUGUUAUGAAAAAUUACGGACCCUCAUGAUCAAUUAUAAAAUUCGUUGGUAUGUCGAUAGCUCUUUGUUCCUCCGGUUUGAAAGAUUAAAAAAUAUUCGAGUGUUGAUAUUACAAAGCUGUGGCUUGCGGGAGUUGCCUGAGACAAUUGGUGGCUCGAUACAUCUCCGCUACCUUGACAUAUCCCAUAACCUUUUAUUUUGGAGGUUGCCGGAGUCAUUAUUUGGUCUUUACAAUUUGCGAGUGCUGAAUCUGUUGGAAUGUGGACUACAGAGUUUACCGUACGGCAUGAGCAAGUUGAUCAACUUGAUGCAUCUUAAUGCAGCAGACGAAAUAAUUUCCAAGAUAAAUAAUGUUGGGAAGCUGACUUCUCUUCAAGGAUUGUCUUCAUUCAAAGUACUCAAGGAUCAGGGACACAAGAUUGCUCAAUUAGACGGUCUGACACAUCUUCAUGGAGAACUUCGAAUUACCAACCUUGAGAACGUUGAAAGUAAACAAGAAGCAAGCAAGGCUAAUUUGAACAACAAACAGUACCUUGAUGCACUGGCCCUAGAAUGGACAUCGGAUGAUGGCUCCAGUUUGGACGGCAAUGAAUUAGUUGUGUUGGAGGAGGUAUUCGAAGGUCUCCAACCACAUCAGGCUCUCAAAAGUUUGACGAUCAGAGGGUAUAAUGGUGUCAGAUCACCCAGUUGGCUUCAGGCACAAUCGUUAACGAAUCUGGGAACUCUUAGAUUGAAAAACUGCAAAGCAUGGAAGGAUCUUUCAUGCAUUGGACAGCUACCGAAUCUCAAGAACCUUUACGUGGAGGGAAUGCCUGCAGUGAAACAAAUAAGUCAUGAAUUAAGUACAGAGAGCAAGUUCUUGCCUAAGGUUCUUCGCAUCGGGAGAAUGCCAGCAGUGAAGAAGGCGGGCUGUGGAUCCUUCGGUUCUAGAGACCAAGGCAAGUGUUUUCCUAGCUUGGAGGAGCUCACGUUCAGGGACAUGCCAGAAUGGGAAGAGUGGUCUUGGGCUGAUGGCCGACAGCUGUUUCCGUACUUGCAAAAUCUUAAAAUUGUACAAUGCCCGAGGCUUAAGAGGAUGCCUCCCCUCCCUCCUUCACUUAAAUCACUGUCAUUAUGUCAAGUCGGGUUGACAGAAGUUCCAAGAUUAUGGGAAGAAAUCGAUGAAAGUAGCAGCAGUAUGACCGUUUCAGAAUUGAAAAUAUAUAGUCUUGAAAAGGUCGAGAUGGAGGACAUCCCAAAAUGUGAGGGACUCCCUUGUCUUGAUCAACUGCCGAGUCUGAAGAUUCUUCGCAUCGAAAGAAUGCCAGCUGUGACGAAGGUGGGCUAUGGAUUCUUUGAUUCUAGAGACCAACGUAAGUAUUUUCCUAGCUUGGAGGAGCUCACGUUCAGGGACAUGCCAGAAUGGAAAGAGUGGUCUUGGGCUGAUGGUCGACAGCUGUUUCCCUGCUUGCGAAAACUUGAAAUUAAAAGAUGCCAAGGCUUAAAAGGAUGCCUUCCCUCCCUCCUUCACUUGAGUCACUGUCAUUAUGUCAAGUCGGGUUGACAGAAGUUCCAAGAUUAUGGGAAGAAAUCGAUGGAAGUAGCAUCGGUAUCACUAUUUCAGAAUUGAAGAUAUAUAGUCUUCUAGUGGUUGAGCUGGAGGACAUCCCAGAAUGUGAGGAACUCCCUUGUCUUGGACAACUGCUGAGUCUCAAGGUUCUUCGCAUCGAUAGAAUGCCAGCAGUGAAAAAGGUGGGCAAUGAAUUCUUUGGUUCUAGAGACCAAAGCAAGUGUUUUCCUAGCUUGAAGGAGCUCACGAUCAGGGACAUGCCACAAUGGGAAGAGUGGUCUUGGGCUGAUGGCCGACAGCUGUUUCCCUGCUUGCGAGAACUUGAAAUUGUACGGUGCCCGAGGCUUAAGAGGUUGCCUCACCUCCCUCCACUCAAAACAUUAAGACUAUGUGAAGUCGGAUUGACAGAAGUUGCAGGGUUACGGGAAGGAAUCCAUGGAGGCGGCAGUUGUGUAACUGCUUCUCGUUCAUCAUUGGAAAUAAAUCAAUGUCCAAAUCUAAGAAAUCUGCAAGAAGGGUUGCUAUCGCACAGCUUCCCAAAUAUCGGUGACAUUGCGAUAUUGGAAUGCGCGGAACUCGUGUUGCUGCCGGUGAAGGAGUUUAAAGAACUCACCUCCCUUGAGAAGUUGUCAAUCCGCAGUUGCCCGAAGCUCUUGAGCAAGACGCGAGAUGGGGACAAUAACAUCUGCCUCCCACCCUCGAUCGAGGAACUAGUGCUGUCUGACUGUGGGAAUCUGGGAAAAUUGCUACUGGGCUGCCUGCACAACUUGACCUCACUCACUCGAUUGGAAAUAGGCGACUGCCCGUCCAUAGAAUCUCUUCCUGAAACGUCGCUGGUUCACCUGAAACGACUUGAAUAUCUGAAGAUUUGGAAAUGUGGUGAGUUGAGAUCAAAAGACGAGUUGUUGCUGAAUGAAGGGAAUAAGCAAGUGGAGGGUUCGUCGGUGAGUCAAUUAUGCAUCGACGACACAGCCCUGUUCAAACUAUCGCUCUUACGAAGGACACUUCCAUCCGUCCGUGCUCUCAAAAUCUCAAACUUUCCUCGAGCGACGAUGUCUGGUGAGGAGGAGCAGUUGUUGCGAAGCCUCACAGCUCUCAGAUCGCUAGAAUUCUUGGAUUGCAAGAAUCUACAAUCGCUACCGACAGAGUUGCAUGCCCUUCCCUCCCUCCGGCUUUUAGCAAUAUUUGGAUGUCCGGAGAUUCAGUCGCUACCUGAGAAGGGGCUGCCGACGUCCCUCAGGAAUCUAAUUUUCAUUGGCUGCCAUCCGAUGCUGAGUGAGCAGCUGAAAAAGCAUUUGGACGAGAUGAAGAGCUCGGGUCGAUUUUUGCCUGUUGACCAAUUGGAGAUACAUGAAGAUAAAAGGAGUAGCUCUAGAUAUGAAGAAGAAGAAGAAGAAGAAGAAGAAGAAGAAGAAGAAGAAGAAGAAGAAUUGUCCGAGUAACAGUAUUGUACAUUUAGAUUACUUUGUAUAUGUGCUAUUUAGACAUCAAUAUUAUGAACUUUUAAGAAGUUAUUGAAUUUGAUGUGAUAUUUCGACUUGAAUAUUAUGAACUUUUAAGGAGUUAUUGAAUUUGUUGUAUGUGUUGUGAGUGGAUUGAUUAUAGAUUGAAAUAUGUAAUAAAUGUUAUAUGAAAUUUAUUUGUUUAUAUUUUUUACCUUA